AUGGUAUCCCACAAGGUUUUCGUCGCAAUAAUCUUACUCCACCUGUACAUAGGCAUACAGUCCGUUUUCUACCUGUUCGGCGGCGUCAUUUUAACCGCCCUGUGUGCUAUGGCUUUCUUGAACGGACCCAGGCUGCUGGACUGGGCGAGUUCACCUCCGCAUCUCCAGUUCAACAGAUACGUCCUGACGGGGUACCGGCCUGUCUCCUCCGUGCAGGAGUGCGUCCGGAGCCUGUUCUACCUGCACAACGAGCUGGGGAACAUCUACACGCACGGCAUUCCCUUGGUUUGCUUUCUGGUGCUGCUGCCUCUCAACAUCCCCUGGUCUCAGAUCAGCGUCACGUGGUUGGGCGUGGUUCACUUCCUGGCCUGCCUGUCACCCCAGCUGGGUUCUGUGCUCUACCACCUCUUCAUGAACCACGAGGGAGGCGAGCCCGUCUACCACACCCUCCUCAAACUCGACGUGUGUGGAAUCGGAAUGAUCAACACGCUCGGGGCUCUGCCCAUUGUCUACAGUACACUGCUGUGCUACCCGUUCAUCCGCACCGUUACCCUGGUAGUCUACAUCCUGCUGUCCAGCCACGCCAUCUACUCCGCCGUGACGGCUCGGAGCAGCGUUUGCCGGCUGCGCUCCUUUGCCUGGCAGGCCCUUUUUCGCUUCUCCUUCUUCCUGCUCCGCUGGGUGGGCUUGGGUGGCGGCAGCCCCACGUCGUUACGCCACUUCCUCAUGAUGGACGUCCUGGCUGUCCUGGGCGGGAUCAUCAACAUCACCCGCAUCCCGGAGCGCUUCAGCCCGGGCCUCUUUGACUACUGGUGCAACAGCCACCAAAUCAUGCAUGUUCUGGUGGUGGGCUCCAUCCUUUCCCUGCACUGGGGCGUGCUGGAUGACCUGCUGUGGAUCAACACUUACGACUGUCCCUCAGACUGA
Messenger RNA from Limanda limanda (common dab), 927 nucleotides. It is a transcript of the gene paqr4a, whose product is annotated as progestin and adipoQ receptor family member IVa. The transcript has 3 exons. Gene Ontology annotation, molecular function: signaling receptor activity. Lineage: Eukaryota; Metazoa; Chordata; Actinopteri; Pleuronectiformes; Pleuronectidae. The coding region runs from base 1 to 927 and encodes 308 amino acids. The record is from RefSeq and is a predicted model, not a curated record. Gene Ontology annotation, cellular component: membrane.